This is a messenger RNA of Dreissena polymorpha, 549 nucleotides long. RefSeq lists its product as uncharacterized. The record is from RefSeq and is a predicted model, not a curated record. Bases 40 to 549 code for a protein of 169 amino acids. The transcript is spliced from 5 exons. NCBI's taxonomy places the organism in Eukaryota, Metazoa, Mollusca, Bivalvia, Myida, Dreissenidae.
UUGACAGCUGUGCGGACAACCAUUUUGGGCUCAAAUAGUAUGACCUACUUUCAAAGCCGGGAACCAUCAACACAAAAAGUCCCGAUUGUUCAGCCGUUACCGGACAAGUCUGCUGUGAACCAGGCAUGGACUGCCUGUCGGUCGGAGAAUGCUUCUGCCCGUUCGGUGAAAUUCCAAAAGAUGGCCCUAUCCAAUGUUGUACUGAAGACUGUGGGGUGGGACAGUCGUGCGACGCAACUGGAGCGUGGGCCACCGCCAUCCCGUUUGGCGGUAUAUGCGAAGAGAACGGUGAACGCUCUUCAAACGCAUGCGACCGAAAGGCGGGCAUCAAAUGUCACACGUACGACUGUUGUGGAAAAGCAGGAAAUGAAAUCGAUUUUCCGCCUCCCAAUCGAGUGUCGCGACAAGUACUGCCUGUGUGAAACCCCUCGCGGCUGGAAGUACAACAACGAAACCGUUCCCUGCAUAUUCGAGGGAGGCCGGUCGGACAAAAAGCUAUGUCUGGAUGCCCCUGUUGGGUUCGGUUCACCUGCUCCUCCUGGUCCGUAA